Molecule: messenger RNA, 2649 nt
Organism: Drosophila novamexicana
Lineage: Eukaryota; Metazoa; Arthropoda; Insecta; Diptera; Drosophilidae
Exons: 3
Coding region: 740-1963 (407 amino acids)
Source: RefSeq, a predicted model, not a curated record
AUAAGGUCAAAUAAGGGUGAAUUUCUUGUUUAAGAAACACCAAUCGGCCAGCUGCAUUUUUAAAGUAAAGUAGCGUAGCGCUCAAAGUCCUCUGCGGCGCAACUGUUGAGCUCUCAAGCCAUCAGCUCAGUGUGGUGAAUACAGCAAGAGACUACAGCUGCUGAUGAAUGAACAUGCAGUAGUGAGGUGUAAAACAUAGCAAAACGUAAAAAUUUCCUCGUUUCUGGCAAAAAACGACAACAAAACAAAUGCAAUUAACAAUAAACGAAGUGCAAACAGUGAUGUGAAAGCAAAAUUGAUAACAACGGGAAGACCACAAAGUGAUUGUGCAUAAAAUAGUGAUACAAUUAGGACCGGUAAAUGCCAAGUAAAAAAAAAGCAGCCACAAUGGAAGGCAAAGUAGUAGUAGAAGUAUGUUGAAUAAAUUUGUAGUAGUGUGUAGUUGUACGAAACAGCGUGCAAGCCGAAACUGGCAAAACUGAAAAGAAGAAGAAGAAGCGAGACGAACACAAAAAGUACACAGACACAAGUGCAAAUAGGUAAAAACAAAAAAACAAAAAAUGUUAAAAUAAUUUGAUGAAAUAAUUGUGCGUGAGACAAAGGAAAAUCAAACGCCGGGCAUGUUAAAGUCGCCAGCAAAGCAGCAGCUGACGGAGCAACAACAACUAGUGGAGGCAGGAGUGGGAGCAGGCGGAGCAGCAGCAGGAGCAGUGGGCAGCUGCAUUUACCAGCAAUAAGAAUGUUGCUGGCGGCAGCCGGGCAACCAGCGCCCUAUACCUACGACUCGAGCGCGUCGCGCAAGAUUAACAAUAACAACAACAACAAUAGCAGCAGUAGCAACAACAACAACAACAAUGUCAGCGCAGGCACGAGCACACCCACCCAAACAAUUGGAGCAGCGGGCACGCUGGCGGCUCGUCCCACAACCGCCAGCAGCAUAGCCAGCAAUGCGGCCUGUGCGCUGAUGAAAACGCUCUCAGUGCGCCUGCAUCGCGGCACCGAAUUCAUCAAGGACACGGUGCAAAAGGCGCUGGUCUUGAAUGCCUCGACGCCAGUUUUAGCACCGCCGGCAACAGAGGGAGGCAGCAGUCACAGUCAUAGCCAUAGCCUGAAACGCAAGCUGAUUGGCGCCGGCGGCAUCAUGAGCUCCGUUACCGUCUCCAGCUCCGGCUCUGGCUCAGGCACCACCUCCAGCUCCAGCGCCAGCAGCAGUAGCAGCAGCAAUCGCCAGCUUGUGCUCAGUCAGCCAUAUGUGGCGGCCACGGCUGCCUAUUUGCGGCAGUUUACGGUGGCGCCAUCCAUGCUGCAUCGCUCGGCAACGGCGCGCAAACGUAAUGCCAGCACAGACAGCUUACUCAUGGAUCUGUGUCUAUUCAAGCCCAUACGGCCCAUGCCCAUAACACCCAUCAAAAUCAACAAAGCACGCGGCUUUGAACUGAAGCGACCCAAAUUUAUGCCGCCCGCUGCAAAUGUGUACAGCGAUGCCGAUGACGACGACGAGGAGGAGUACGAAGAGGAUCCAGCACACAAGGAGCAGGAGCAGGCACUUAAACCAAAGCUCAGCACACUGACAUUGCCACAACAUGCCACCGCGUCCGCUUUUGUGCCACAUGAGCCCACUCAACCACAGGGCCACACCAAGGACAGCAGCAACACACUAACCUCAGGCACAGGCUCAGGCGAAGUCACAGUCACAGCCAAGCCAAAGGCAGCGACCGCAAAGCGUCGACGCCGCGCACCGCUGCUAACGACCAAAAGACGUCGCAAAACAGGAUCAGCAGCAGCAGCCGGAAUAACUCCAGCAGCCAAGGUAGCCGGCACAGCUACUGCAGCGACUGCUGCAGCUGCAACUGCAGCGCCCAAGCGGAAGCGACGCAGGGGCAAUUCCAUAUCGCCAAUGCGCCACUCGCCGCCCAUGACACGUCAGCGAGCGCGUCUACAGAUCUCCAACAGCAGCAACUAAGCAGCAAACCCUACCCACAUACCUAUCUCUCUGUCUAUGUGCACGGUUGGCCAUUGGAACGACAUCAAGGCUUGUUUUGUAAUCCAAUGCUCAAAAUUGCUGUGUAACAUAGAAAACAAACAAACACAAACACAAAUCCUAAGUCUUUGGUUCUAGUUACUGUUUAAUUCUAAGCGACGCGUUUCCAUUGUUUUCCGUUUGCGUCAACGGAAUCGAAGCAAGUGAAGCGCCAAUUGGCAACAACAACAAUAACAACGACAACAACAGGCAAAUCCCAAGAAAAUGUUUAUCAUAAGAGCUAUUCGUACCCAACCCCUAAGCAGCAGAAACCAGAGCUGCGCAUUUGCAUUUGUUUAUAGCUUACGGCCGAGACCAAUUUGUUUAUUCUUUAGUCGUUUACCCUAUUUGUGUUCUUUGUCGCGUCUGAUAUCUAAUUGUUAAUUUAGCUUUAAAUUUAUCAUAUUUUAUGUUUAUAAUUCUUGUAAAUUUUUGUUUACUUUGGUCAGCAGUUGCCGAGGCAACUUCACUUGCUUCAACUAAAUAUGUCUUAAAAUAAUAUAAUAUAUAUAUUUAAUAAUAAUAAUAUAAACUGGUCUUCAAGACUGAUGAAAAACUAAACGAAUAUUACAAAGAAAAACCACUCAUUUAAGGGCAACUGAUACACAAAAAAAAAAGAAGAAGAUAAA